This is a messenger RNA of Ictidomys tridecemlineatus (thirteen-lined ground squirrel), 3191 nucleotides long. RefSeq names its product phosphodiesterase 4B (gene Pde4b). The record is from RefSeq and is a predicted model, not a curated record. Gene Ontology annotation, biological process: signal transduction. Gene Ontology annotation, molecular function: 3',5'-cyclic-nucleotide phosphodiesterase activity. NCBI's taxonomy places the organism in Eukaryota, Metazoa, Chordata, Mammalia, Rodentia, Sciuridae.
GAGAAUUGACAGGUGGUGGCCUCAGCAGUUACAACCUACUACACAGCUUCUAGUCCGUGCAAUACGGUCACAUUGUUAUUCCCCCCGCACCGGGCUGAGGAGCGCAGCGCUGCAGACCAAGUGGUACUCGGGAGCUGUCUCUUCCGGGGACUGGAUCCGGGCGGGGGCAUAGGGACAGGGCGUUGAGGGUCAGCUGAGAAGAUAAAAGCUCGCGGGUGCAUCACAGCGGACUGUGGUGUCCUGAUCCGGAACCCCCACGCCAGUCCGCCAGUCACAGCGCGCGCUCCUCAGCCGCCCCCGGCCCGGCCCGAGCGCCCUUUUCUGGGGCUCCUGGCCCCGCCUGGGCAGUUUCGGUCUCCUAGUGGCCGGCCAGGCUGCACGGAGCAAGGAGGCUUGCUCCCAGUACAUACCCUGUCGAGCCGCACCCGGCUGAGCCACGGCUGGAGCCCGGGGUCCAGAGCGCUGUGGUGCAACGAGGCGCCCCCGGCGGGAGGAGCGCGGCUUCCACCAGGGUAGCCUAAGGUCAUAACAGUUAUCAGCCAAGCUGCACCAAACAGCAGACAUCCUAAGAGGGAACAUUUCCCAGCUCUAUAAUGAAGAAAAGCAGGAGUGUGAUGACGGUGACGGCGGAUGAUAAUGUUAAAGAUUAUUUUGAAUGUAGCUUGAGUAAAUCCUACAGUUCUUCCAGUAACACACUUGGGAUCGACCUCUGGAGAGGGAGAAGGUGUUGCUCAGGAAACUUACAGUUACCACCAUUGUCCCAAAGACAGAGUGAACGGGCCAGGACCCCCGAGGGAGAUGGCAUUUCCAGGCCGACCACGCUACCGUUGAUGACACUUCCAAGCAUUGCUAUAACAACUGUAAGCCAGGAGUGCUUUGAUGUGGAAAAUGGCCCUUCCCCAGGUCGGAGCCCACUGGACCCCCAGGCCAGCUCUUCCUCUGGGCUGGUGCUUCACGCCACCUUUCCUGGGCACAGCCAGCGCAGAGAGUCCUUUCUGUACCGAUCAGACAGCGACUAUGACUUGUCACCAAAGGCGAUGUCAAGAAACUCAUCACUUCCAAGCGAGCAACACGGCGAUGACUUGAUUGUCACUCCAUUUGCCCAGGUCCUUGCCAGCUUGCGAAGUGUGAGAAAUAACUUCACUCUACUGACAAACCUUCAUGGAACAUCCAACAAGAGGUCCCCAGCGGCUAGUCAGCCUCCUGUCUCCAGAGUCAACCUGCAAGAAGAAUCUUAUCAAAAAUUAGCAAUGGAAACGCUGGAGGAACUAGACUGGUGCUUAGACCAGCUAGAGACCAUACAGACCUACCGCUCUGUCAGUGAGAUGGCUUCUAACAAGUUCAAAAGAAUGCUGAACCGGGAGCUGACACAUCUCUCAGAGAUGAGCCGAUCAGGGAACCAGGUGUCUGAAUACAUUUCAAAUACUUUCUUAGACAAGCAGAAUGAUGUGGAGAUCCCGUCUCCCACCCAGAAAGACAGAGAGAAGAAAAAGAAGCAGCAGCUCAUGACACAGAUAAGCGGAGUGAAGAAACUGAUGCACAGUUCAAGCUUAAACAAUACGAGCAUCUCCCGCUUUGGAGUCAACACCGAGAAUGAAGAUCACUUGGCCAAGGAGCUUGAAGACCUGAAUAAAUGGGGCCUUAAUAUCUUUAAUGUGGCUGGAUACUCUCACAAUCGGCCCCUAACGUGCAUCAUGUAUGCCAUAUUUCAGGAAAGAGACCUCCUAAAGACAUUCAAAAUUUCAUCUGACACAUUUGUAACCUACAUGAUGACUUUAGAGGACCAUUACCAUUCUGACGUGGCAUAUCAUAACAGCCUGCACGCUGCUGAUGUAGCCCAGUCAACCCAUGUUCUUCUUUCUACGCCAGCAUUAGAUGCCGUCUUCACCGAUUUAGAAAUCCUGGCUGCCAUUUUUGCGGCUGCCAUCCACGACGUGGAUCACCCUGGAGUCUCCAAUCAGUUUCUCAUCAACACAAAUUCAGAACUGGCUUUGAUGUACAAUGAUGAGUCUGUGUUGGAAAACCAUCACCUGGCUGUGGGUUUCAAACUGCUCCAAGAAGAGCACUGUGACAUCUUCCAGAAUCUCACCAAGAAGCAACGUCAGACACUCAGGAAAAUGGUUAUUGACAUGGUUUUAGCAACUGAUAUGUCUAAACACAUGAGCCUGCUGGCAGACCUGAAAACAAUGGUAGAAACAAAGAAAGUGACGAGCUCAGGUGUUCUCCUUCUGGACAACUAUACUGAUCGUAUACAGGUCCUUCGCAACAUGGUACACUGUGCAGACCUGAGCAACCCCACCAAGUCCUUGGAAUUGUAUCGACAAUGGACAGAUCGCAUCAUGGAGGAAUUUUUCCAACAAGGAGACAAAGAACGAGAGAGGGGAAUGGAGAUUAGCCCAAUGUGUGAUAAACACACAGCUUCUGUGGAAAAAUCCCAGGUUGGUUUCAUUGACUACAUUGUCCAUCCACUGUGGGAGACCUGGGCAGAUCUGGUACAACCCGACGCUCAGGACAUUCUGGACACGUUAGAAGACAACAGGAACUGGUAUCAGAGCAUGAUACCCCAGAGUCCCUCCCCACCACUGGACGAAAGAAACAGAGACUGCCAGGGUCUGAUGGAGAAGUUUCAGUUUGAACUGACUCUGGAAGAGGAGGAUUCUGAAGGACCUGAAAAGGAGGGAGAGGGCCACAACUAUUUCAGCAGCACAAAGACACUUUGUGUCAUCGAUCCAGGAAACAGGGAUUCACUGGGAGAGACUGAUGAUGUGGACAUUGUGACAGAAGACAAGUCCCCGAUUGACACAUAAUCUCCCUGCUCAUGUGGAGACGAACAUUCCACCCUUGACAAGCAUGCCAGCUGUAUGGUAGGGCCAGCCCAUCACCAGGGCAAGGCCCACACCGGACAAAGGUCACCUGGCCUUUGCAGUUACUUGAGUUUGGAGCCAGAAUGCAAGGCCAUGAAGCAAAUAGCAGCUCAGGAAUCCCGUGGUUGACUUGCCUGGCCUGCAGGCUUGGUGGAGAGCUGAAGUUUUAUUAUGGUAGUGGAGGCCAGUAUCCCAUCGCGACUCAAUGGCUUGAAAAAUGGAAGACACAAAACUGAGAGAUCUCUCUGCACUAAGUUUCGGGACCUGUCCCGACAAGUGACUGAACUCACUGAUUAAUAACCCCAUUUAUAAAUCUGCUCACCUGUC